GUCCAAGUGAACAAAAAGAUGCACAAUAUGAUUGUACUUACUCUUUGGCCUGUUUUUGCUUAUUGAUCAAAACCACUGUGACAUAAUGCAUUUAUAUACAUGUAUAACUAGGCUAUAUAGAUUUAAAAAAUGUUUUGAUAAACGUUAGUUACGUAAAAGCGGAAAUAGCCGCUUUUCCAAAAAUUCAAAGCGAAAGUCUCCCUAAAUAGCCCGUUCCCUUGUUUCUGUGGAAACGAGGGAGUUAUUUAUAUUCGGUCUUUCUAUCCCCCUCGUUUCUGUCCAAGCCCUCAUAUAGUAUGUGGAAAAUCAGUCGCGCUUCUGUUUGAAUUUAUUUCAGCUUACAUUUGAUGUGAAUCGUUGGAAAACUUACAUAAAUCAAUUCAUGAAUAAUUUUGCCGCAAGGGGAUACAAUAGUUUCCGUUUCCGGUUUUAAAUAUUAGUCACGGUUUAUGGGGGAUACUGAAAACGCUUUAUCAAUUAGACGCUUGAAGUAAACAAUGGUGAAAUAUUGUUGUGUUCCACUUUGUGGUGGUUUUGGGGGUCACAAGUUUCCCACAGAUCAGGAAUUACUCUUGAAAUGGAGGGUAGCGAUCAAACGGAUGGAUAGGAAAACAAAAAAAUUAUGGAACCCAGGAAAAGAAGACGUUGUUUGCCAUAUACACUUCACAGAAGAUGACUACAAAAUCACCGAAUCAGGUUAGAUCGAGGUCCUAUCAAUCAGUUAUAUAAAGCUGCAUCGUCAAUUGAUUUGUUGAAUUGUUUGAAUUUUUCCUUCUUUCAAAUAUUGAUUUAUAAAGUUUCUUCAUUUUGUCUUGUAUUCGUGUAUUGAUAACGUUCUUUUUUACAUUCUUGAAUGCGUUGCUUUGUGGUUUGUUUUUACUCUUUUUCAGGUGCAACUACUGACAUGUGAGCUAAGCGAAAGAGGCUGCGAGAGUCUACUCAAGAUACAUGUACUCCAAUGAUUGAAGACCUGCCCAUGUAUAUGGAUGAAUUGAUUGUACAUCACGAAGUUGUCGUAGAUCAGUCAUCUACAAGUAUGUCCACAUCCAUGCCAGAAGAAAUGUGUUCAACAGCUGAGAAAGAAAUCCAGUGUGACAUACCUACCUUAGGUAGAUUUUCAAUUGAAGGUAUGAAACUGGACACUAAGAUGCUUUCUUAUUACACUGGUUUGAAUGGCUAUGAUCAUUUCAUGCUUCUCUUUAAUAUUCUUGGGCCAGCAGCUUUUGACUUGAAUUACAAAUGUGGCUUAUUAAGUCCACAAGAUCAGUUGUUUUUAACUCUGAUGAAACUCAGACAAGCAAAAGAAGAUGUGGAACUUGCUAUGCUCUUUAAAGUCUGUGAAUCUACUGUUUCUAAAAUUGUAACAACUUGGAUUAACUUCUUGUAUUUUCAAUUAAAAGAGUUAGAGGAACAAUUCUGGCCUUCUAAAGACAUCAUUAAAGAACAUAUGCCAACAGAUUUUGCUAAAAAGUUUCCCAAUACACGCGUAAUUUUAGAUGCAACCGAGCAACCAAUUCACAAACCAUCAAAUGUUGAGGCACAAUCCAAAACAUGGUCUUCUUAUAAACACAAAAACACGUUGAAAACCAUGGUAGGUGUAACUCCAAAUGGAGCAGUAUCUUAUGUAUCCUCUACUUAUGGGGGCUCUGUGUCUGACAGACAAAUCACUGAACACUCUACUCUGCUAGAUGUAGGCAAAUUUGAUGCUGGUGACAGCAUUAUGGCAGAUCGGGGAAUUCUUGUUCAAGAUUUAUUUGCGAAUCAGAAUGUUUUUAUUAAUACACCUACGUUUCUCAAGGGCAAAAGCCAACUUGACCCCGAAGAAAUAGUUAGAGAUAGGCGAGUUGCCUCAAAACGUAUUCAUGUAGAGAGGGUGAUUGGGCUUGCAAAGAGGUUCAAAAUUUUGAAACAUGAGCUACCAAUGUCAAAAAUCCCCCUAGCUUCCAGAAUUGUGUACAUUUGUUUUAUGUUGUCAAAUUUUAGGAAUUGCAUUGUUGAUAAAAGUGCUUAAACAUGUGCCAGUAGUAUAUCAAAAUGUACAUGCAUACAUGUCUAAGUUUAAUAAAUGUAUGCCCUGCACAUACAGUGAAUCCCUUGAGAGUUGUGUUCAUAUUUCUGCUUACAAGUUUUAAAUGUAUCGUACAUUUUUUGUAUCCUUUAUGCAACAUGUGCUGUCAAUAUUCAAAGGGAUACAUCAUACAAGGAUCUUGGUAGACAUAUCAACUUUUAAGUGUAAAAGCUAUUUACCUUGAAAGGGUCAAAGUACAAUAUCUUUUUUUAAAAAUCAAUUUAAAAAGUUUAACACUUUAUAUAACCAACAUCUAUGCAUUGUUACAUGUAUAUUGUCAAUACAGAAAAUUUCAUAUCAUGGAUAUGCAAUGUAUUUCAUCUGAAAUUGAUUGGCAUUCUGGGCAGAAACUUAGGCAAAAAAACAUGAAGAAUCAUUUGCAGACUCUAAUGAAAUCAUGAAUACAAAAAAGAUUCUGUAUAAAAAAAAUGAACUGUCUCGAUAAAUCAUUUAGAAGAAACUUUUACACAAGUUUGCAUAUAUGCUUCCACUUUACAGCAAGGAUAACAAGUAUGGCAUGAAAAAUUUAUCAUAGAAUACAUCAAGCUUUGGAAGAAGAGAAUUCUGGCAACAUUCUACAUCAAUAUGUACUUUCUGGAUGAACAAAUCUUUGAAAGUGUAUACAACAAAAUAGCAAAUUUGUUUUUUGGCAAUAAGCAUUUGGCCUUGUAUUUGGAAAAAAUAUUUAGAGGUGGGUUUCAAUUUCAUUUCACCAGUUACAGAGUCCAUUGUUAGAUAUGGGAAGUACUUUCCAGGCUGAAUCUUCUCAAAGCGACCAGCAAAGGGACAUUUGACUUCAAUUAGUGCAUCAUUGCCAACGAGUCCAUCCGGUGAUGCCCCCAAGUAAGGUCGAUCCAUAUCAACAAAGAAACCACAUCUUUGAACACCUUGGCCAGUCUCUCUUUCAAAGGAUCUGUAAUGAGAGAUAAAAAUAAGA
This is a messenger RNA of Ostrea edulis (European flat oyster), 3005 nucleotides long. RefSeq lists its product as uncharacterized. Bases 959 to 2011 code for a protein of 350 amino acids. NCBI's taxonomy places the organism in Eukaryota, Metazoa, Mollusca, Bivalvia, Ostreida, Ostreidae. The transcript has 2 exons. The record is from RefSeq and is a predicted model, not a curated record.